AUGAAAGACGGGGCAAGGCCAGUGUUUGUUAAGCCACGUAAAGUUCCUUAUGCACUGAAAGAGGCUGUAGAAGCGGAGUUAGAAAAACUUGAGAGAAAUGGUGUGAUAAAAAAAACUGAGAGGACAAAGUGGGCAAGUCCAGUAGUAGUUGUACCAAAGGCCGAUAAGUCUAUAAGCUUGUGUGGAGACUAUAAG
This is a messenger RNA of Paramuricea clavata, 195 nucleotides long. NCBI's taxonomy places the organism in Eukaryota, Metazoa, Cnidaria, Anthozoa, Malacalcyonacea, Plexauridae. The record is from the annotation of a GenBank genome assembly.